AUGGGGGCAAAGGGCAUUGGAUGGGCCUGGAUGGAGCACUGUAUGGGGCUGUGCAACAAUCCUGCCAAGAGUGUUCUCCUGAGUGGCUGCCUGUGCGUUGGUACUCAAAGAAGGCGCCCAGGGGAGUCGCCACCAGUGUUUCGAUUGCAGGCAAAUUGGUCUGGCGUUGUCAUCCAAAUUGUUGUUGCUUUGUCACAAGUGGGCUGGCCAGAACUAGAUGCUGAGUGUGGUGUUCGCUGUGGAGGAGACUUUGUACUGACAAAUGUCCGGGUUGUACCUUCUUUUGUGAAGUUUAGAUCAUAA
This is a messenger RNA of Ostreobium quekettii, 303 nucleotides long. The record is from the annotation of a GenBank genome assembly. NCBI's taxonomy places the organism in Eukaryota, Viridiplantae, Chlorophyta, Ulvophyceae, Bryopsidales, Ostreobiaceae.